Tarenaya hassleriana is the source of this 1997-nucleotide messenger RNA. RefSeq names its product probable mannan synthase 11. Gene Ontology annotation, molecular function: mannan synthase activity. The transcript is spliced from 10 exons. Gene Ontology annotation, cellular component: Golgi apparatus. The record is from RefSeq and is a predicted model, not a curated record. Bases 170 to 1777 code for a protein of 535 amino acids. Lineage: Eukaryota; Viridiplantae; Streptophyta; Magnoliopsida; Brassicales; Cleomaceae.
AAAAUAUUUUAAAACGGAGAAUGUCAAAGUUGCUUAGAAUAAAGCCUGAACUCAGAAGUUAGCGUAACAACACAGAGUGUUAAAACCCACACACCAAAACCUUUGGCUGCAUGUGAAAGAGAGAUCCACAUUUUAAUCGAUUUUUUUUUAAAAAAAAAAGAAAGAAAAAAUGUCUCCUUUCCUGAGUCUCUCUCUCUUUCUCGAUGGCGUUUUUCGAUCCUCCGGGUUGUUUCCGGGGCAAGAAAAGACGGGAUACAUGUGGGAGGGAAGCAUGAGGAAAGUGGUAGUGGCGGUGAUGGGGUGCUUGAUAGCAUCAGGUCUGGUAAUGUCGAUGAUGGUCUUCGUAGAGGCAGUGUACAUGACCACUGUCGUAAUCAUCGUCAAGUUGCUGAGGAGAACACCAGAGAAGGUUCACAAAUGGGAAGCCAUGAAAGACGACGUUGAGCUCGCCCACUCCAACUAUCCCAUGGUUCUCAUCCAAAUCCCUAUGUUCAACGAGAAAGAGGUUUGUGAGCUAUCAAUAGGGGCGGCUUGCAGAAUGUCGUGGCCAUGGGAUCGUAUGAUAAUUCAAGUGCUUGAUGAUUCCACCGAUCUCACUUGCAAGCAGGAGCUGGUGAAGGAGGAGUGUGGGAAAUGGGCAAGAAAAGGUGUAAACAUAAAGUCUGAGGUCCGAGACAACAGGAACGGUUACAAAGCAGGGGCUCUGAAAGCAGGCAUGAAACACGUUUACGUCAAGCAUUGCGACUAUGUUGCCAUAUUCGACGCAGAUUUCCAGCCUGAUCCUGACUUCCUGGCCCGUACCAUCCCCUUCCUCCUUCACAAUCCUGACCUCGCUCUCGUUCAAGCCCGCUGGAAGUUUGUCAAUGCGAACGAGUGCUUGAUGACAAGGAUUCAAGAGAUGUCUCUCAACUACCAUUUCAUGGCGGAGCAAGAGUGCGGAUCUUCACUCCAUGCUUUCUUUGGAUUCAAUGGUACUGCAGGUGUAUGGAGAAUUUCGGCGCUGAAGGAGGCUGGUGGAUGGAAGGACCGGACAACUGUGGAGGACAUGGAUUUGGCAGUCAGGGCUUGUCUCCAGGGCUGGAAGUUUGUGUUUGUUGGUGAUAUCCAAGUGAAAAGUGAGUUGCCAAGUUCAUUCGAAACUUACAGGUUUCAGCAGCACCGAUGGUCUUGCGGGCCGGCUAACCUCUUUCGAAAGAUGACAAUGGAAAUAAUGGAGAGCAAGAGGGUGUCGCUGUGGAAGAAGGCGUAUUUGAUCUAUAACUUCUUCAUUGUGAGGAAGAUAGUAGUACACAUGUUCACGUUUGUGUUCUACUGUCUGAUUCUGCCGGCGAGUGUGCUCUUUCCUGAAGUCGAGAUUCCACAAUGGGCAACUAUCUAUGUCCCCACGGCCAUCACCAUCCUUAACGUCAUGGCUACACCCAGGUCGUUCCAUCUUCUGGUGUUCUGGGUCUUAUUCGAGAAUGUGAUGGCAAUGCAUCGCACGAAGGCGGCUUUGAUUGGCCUUGUAGAAGCCGGAAGAGUUGACGAGUGGGUUGUAACAGAGAAAACAGGCCAUAAUACUCUCAAAGCGCAGCUUGUUCCCGCAAAGCCUUGGGAAAGGAGGAGGAGCGGGGGGGUGCACUGGGAGGAGGUGGCCGUGGGGCUAUACAUGCUGGUAUGCGGAUGCUACGACAUGGCGUUCGGGAGGACAUAUCUCUUCGUAUACCUCUUCCUUCAGUCCAUCGCCUUCUUCGUUGCGGGUGUUGGCUUCUUAGGCACUCCCAUUUCUUGCUCUUAAUCAUCCCAUCCACCUGUCUAUGUUUCUCUCCUCCUCUCUUGAAUUAUUAACCAUCUUGUCAUUGUCAUUGUCAUCGUCCGCUUCUUCAACACUCUAGUAAUAUUUUUUUAAGACAAAUCUCUCAUCAUGGUACUACUAAUCACUUGCAUUUAUUUAAUCCACGGAAAAGGCCAUUCGAUAUGGUGAAACCGAAAGCCCAAGACCAAUAUAUAGGCCCAAU